This is a messenger RNA of Dimorphilus gyrociliatus, 430 nucleotides long. The record is from the annotation of a GenBank genome assembly. NCBI's taxonomy places the organism in Eukaryota, Metazoa, Annelida, Polychaeta, Dinophilidae.
UAUGCUACAGAAAACAAAGCACAGAUCUAUUUCACCCCCAAUUUCUUACACGUCAGAUAGCUCGAAAUGGAUGAAAAAAGUGAAAGAAAGUAGACGGUUUCUGCUUUUACUUUUAUUUCAUAUAGCUCCUCGUACCGCCUCGCGAUUAGAGAUAGGGAGUGAACCGGAAUAUAAUGUAUUAGAGUUGGAAAAGAAUGAAAGAUUUAGACUUGGGUCAAGAUCUUUUAGUCGGAUCGUUUCUUCUUAUAGACUGAAUGAAGACGAAGAAGUAGAAAACGAUUACAUAACCACUGAUCGAGCUUUUGAAGCUGUCCAACAAAGAGGUCAAACAGAUCUCCUAGAAUUACUCAUCCGAACCGUUGAUGAUAGUCUACUAUACGACGUUGUUCGCGUUCUAAGCGAAGCAAACAAAGGAGAACAUGCAUGUUAA